AGAGACCGAUGCAGUCAGUUGGUUCUGUCAAACUCUCCAAGCGUUAAUAAGGAUAAGACCUAACUACUGUCUACCACUCUGCAUCUACAAGAGACUGAGAUACGGUUUUAUAAGCCUCACAUACGGGUUCUGCGCUACACUUGACACCCUAAAACCCUACAUCCUUCCCUACACCCUACACCCUCAGGCCUCCACCCUCCUCCCGUCCCUAUCCUGCAUCCCUCUUGUCUGUCCGACUGGGUGUCCCUCUGUAGUGAGUCAUGAAGUGGCCUCUGUGGAGCCUGCUGCUGCUGCUGUGCCGGUGUACCCCAGGACAGAGUGGCUGCCAAGGGGACUGCCUGGCCUGUGGCCUCCUACUAUCCAACCCCCAGAGCCAGCAGCAAGCGUUCAAUACACUGGUGUGUCUGUUGGAGUGUGACGGUCACGUCUCCCCUGCCCUCACCUGGGAUCUGUGUCAGAGAGCCAUGCUACCGCACUACCCCCUCCCACCAGACGAUGGCGCUGUGUCUAAGAGAGCAGAGGAAAAACUGUCCUUAAACCAUGACCCCGUUGACCUGGAGUCAGAUGGAAAAAUGCUCUACUCUGCAGCCAUGGGGCUCUACCAGCAGGAUGGAGCGGACCAGGAAGACGAGGCCCUGGUGCGACGUGAUUCCCAGUACGACUCCUCUCCGCUGGGCUUGACCGCCGAAGGAGACUCGCUGGCGCUGGGUAUGGAGAGCAGGGAGGAGGAGGAGGAGGUCAGGAGGAGGAGGAGCGGCCAGGGGGAGGAAGGAGACUCGCUGGCGUUGGGUAUGGAGAGCAGGGAGGAGGAGGAGGAGGUCAGAAGGAGGAGGAGCGGCCAGGGGGAGGAAGGAGAUGAGGAGGAUGCCGUGGUCCAGCUGACCAAGCGUUUCGGGGGCUUCCUGAAAGGUCGUCACAGUUACAGGAAGUUGAUUGGCGGCCCGGAGAGGAAGUCGCUACAGAAACGCCUCGGAGGGUUCAUCGGGAUCAGGAAGUCGGCCAGGAAGUGGAACAACCAGAAGAGAGUGAGCCAGCUCCUCCGGCAGUACCUGGGGAUGACCGGCAGCAGAAACCCUGGUCGCGGUGUUGGGAGGUUCACUAACCCAGCCCAGGGCCUCAGGAGGCUACCCAGCCGGCUGUAGCCUUCCCUUCAUCCCCUGGGUCCUCUCUGCUCUUCUCGUGUCCCGUGCCUCCACUCACUUGGAUCUGCUCUUCUCUUCUCCCGUGCCUCCACCCUCCCAGGUACCUCCUAUAGAAAUAGAAUUACUAUAGUUUACUACUUGCAUACUAUUAUGUUGGUAUUCCAUCCCCAUUGUUACCAACAACGUGUACAGCUACAGCUACGGGUACUGUGAACUCCCUCAUUCCUCAUCGGCCUUAUGAAGAAGAGUAAUGACAUCAUCAUUCUGAAACCCAUCCAGUGUCGUGUGAAGAAUAGUAAGGAAUGUUUCCUUCCGACCAUCAACGUUGCUCCCACCCUACCGCCCCCCCCCCAGUUAAUGAAUAAAAAGUGCAAUGUAAUAUUGUGUGUCGGUAUUGUAAGGCCGUACUUCAUGAUACCAUAUCCUGGAUAUAGUACCACCACAUGUUAUGGUGAUGAUUGGGUGUUCAUGACGUAUGUACGCACUUGAUCUUUUUUUUCAUUUAAAUCGAGUGAGGGUUGCAGUUGCUAUUUGCACUGGUCUCUGGGUAAUUCUACAACUGGUGGUUCUGCAUCUUCGCUAUUCUGAGUGCAUUCUGAAAGUUUUCAGAGCCCUUGACUGUUACGCCC
Oncorhynchus mykiss (rainbow trout) is the source of this 1771-nucleotide messenger RNA. RefSeq lists its product as uncharacterized. Gene Ontology annotation, molecular function: opioid receptor binding. Gene Ontology annotation, biological process: neuropeptide signaling pathway; chemical synaptic transmission; sensory perception. Gene Ontology annotation, cellular component: dendrite; plasma membrane; axon terminus. The record is from RefSeq and is a predicted model, not a curated record. Lineage: Eukaryota; Metazoa; Chordata; Actinopteri; Salmoniformes; Salmonidae.